This is a messenger RNA of Drosophila persimilis, 5070 nucleotides long. It is a transcript of the gene IntS6, whose product is annotated as integrator complex subunit 6. The transcript is spliced from 2 exons. The record is from RefSeq and is a predicted model, not a curated record. NCBI's taxonomy places the organism in Eukaryota, Metazoa, Arthropoda, Insecta, Diptera, Drosophilidae. Gene Ontology annotation, biological process: snRNA 3'-end processing. Gene Ontology annotation, cellular component: integrator complex. The coding region runs from base 163 to 4314 and encodes 1383 amino acids.
GGUACAAGAAGAAGAAGAAGCGUAACCACGCUGAGGAGAAUAGAAGCAGAAGCAAGAGGACAGACAAUAGAGAGUGAAAUUACGAGAGAUUCGUGAAGAUAAAAGAGAAUUAAGUUCAAGAAAGGACAGAAGGAAGAUCGCAAAACAAAACCAAAAUACGCCAUGACAAUCAUACUCUUCCUGGUGGACACCUCGUCGUCCAUGUGCCAGAAGGCGUAUGUGAAUGGUGUGCAAAAAACGUAUCUGGACAUUGCCAAGGGGGCGGUGGAAACGUUCCUCAAGUAUCGGCAGCGCACCCAGGACUGCCUUGGCGAUCGCUACAUGCUGCUGACCUUCGAGGAGCCGCCGGCCAAUGUAAAGGCCGGCUGGAAGGAAAACCAUGCCACCUUCAUGAACGAACUGAAGAACCUACAGAGCCACGGCCUCACCUCGAUGGGUGAAUCGCUGCGAAACGCCUUCGAUCUGCUCAACCUGAACCGCAUGCAGUCGGGCAUCGAUACGUACGGGCAGGGCAGGUGUCCCUUCUACCUCGAACCCUCGGUGAUCAUUGUGAUAACGGACGGGGGCCGCUAUUCCUACCGCAAUGGGGUGCAUCAGGAGAUCAUACUGCCGUUGAGCAACCAGAUACCCGGCACAAAGUUCACCAAGGAGCCCUUCCGGUGGGACCAGCGACUUUUCUCGCUGGUCCUGCGCAUGCCCGGCAACAAGAUCGACGAACGUGUCGAAGGCAAGGUGCCGCAUGACGACUCCCCCAUCGAGCGGAUGUGCGAGGUUACCGGCGGCCGCUCAUACCGCGUGCGCAGCCACUAUGUGCUCAAUCAAUGCAUCGAGAGCCUGGUCCAGAAGGUGCAGCCGGGCGUGGUGUUGCAGUUUGAGCCGCUGCUGCCCAAGGAUAAUGCCAGCAGCAGCAGCAGCAGUGGGACAAACGCCGCAGGAGGAGGAGGCGGCUCGGCGACACAGCAGUCGUCGUCGGGUUCAUCCUCCGCGUCGUCGUUGGAGCCCACACCGGACAUUGUCUUCCAGCCAAUCAAGAAGAUGAUCUACGUGCAAAAGCACAUGACCCAGAAGACCUUCCCCAUUGGGUACUGGCCGCUACCGGAACCCUAUUGGCCGGACUCGAAGGCCAUCACACUGCCGCCCCGCGACGCCCAUCCUAAACUGAAGAUCAUGACGCCGGCGGUGGAUGAGCCACAGCUGGUGCGCAGCUUCCCAGUGGACAAAUACGAGAUCGAGGGCUGCCCCCUGACGCUGCAGAUUCUCAACAAGCGAGAGAUGAACAAGUGCUGGCAGGUGAUCGUCACCAACGGGAUGCACGGCUUCGAGCUGCCUUUUGGGUACUUGAAGGCGUCGCCCACCUUCUCGCAGGUGCAUCUGUACGUGCUGGCGUACAACUAUCCCGCACUGCUGCCUCUGCUGCACGACCUCAUCCACAAGUACAACAUGAGUCCGCCCAACGAUCUCAUGUACAAAUUCAAUGCCUAUGUACGUUCCAUACCGCCGUACUACUGCCCCUUUCUGCGUAAGGCGCUGGUCAACAUCAAUGUGCCAUACCAGUUGCUGCAGUUUCUGCUGCCAGAGAACGUCGACAACUAUCUGUCGCCUACGAUCGCCAACCAGCUGAAGCACAUCAAGAACACCGCCAAGCAGGACCAGGAGAACCUCUGCAUGAAGGUAUACAAGCAGCUGAAGCAGGCCAAGCCCCCUUACCGCCAGGUGGAGACGGCCAAACUAUGCACGGGCACGGUCCUGCGCCGGGACCUUGUGCGGCAUCCCCUGCUGCGGGACACGUUCGCCAAGCUGCACGCGGAGAUCGAGCCGGUGGAAAACUAUACGAUUGUAGUUCCGCAACUGACGCAUCAGUCAUCGGCCAAGACGUAUCGCAAUCCGUUUGAUAUACCACGGCGGGAUCUUGUGGAGGAGAUUGCCCGCAUGCGGGAGACCUUCCUGCGGCCCACGCUGCUGGUGGCCAAAGAUUCGGGCCACUGCCUCCCCAUCUCGGAGAUGGGCAACUACCAGGAAUAUCUCAAGAACAAGGACAAUCCGCUGCGGGAGAUCGAACCGACCAAUGUGCGUCAGCACAUGUUCGGCAACCCCUACAAGAAGGACAAGCACAUGGUAAUGGUGGAUGAGGCGGAUCUUAGCGAUGUGGCGCCCAUGAAGUCGCCCAAUGGCAACGGUCCCGGCGGCUCGCCGCCCGGCUCUUCGGGCUCUGGGUCGUCCGGCUCCUCGUCGUCAGGGUCUUCAUCGAGUGGGGGACCUGGGGGUCCCGGCAUGGGCGGCGGUCCCGGCGGCAUGUCUGGCCUCAUGCUGGGCCCUCACUCGGGCAGCGGGUUCGGCAAGAAGCUUGAUGGCACCUCGCGAGGACGCAAGCGGAAAGCGGGUCCCCUGCCUCGUGCUUUUGAGUUCCGGCGCGUCUCCACAGACUCGCGGUCAUCUUGCUCUUCACCCCGCCCCUCGUCCGCGUCCGAAAGUGCCCCCAGCUCGCCUAAUCCAGCGGCGGCAAUAGCCUGCGAUUCAUCUGCGUCUCCGUCAGCGGCCAGCACGAGCUCUGGCUCCGGCUCCGGACUGACGGGAUCGGGUCCCAGCUCUGUCCCGGGAUCCGGUGGCCGUUCCAGUCCCAACUGCUUUGAUGAGGACAGCAACAGCAGCUUCGUCAGUAGUUCCAGCAGCACGGACCUGUCGAGCGACUCGGGCUUGUCGCUGUCGACCUCGGAGCGCCUGGGAGGCAUUGGCUUUGACUUUAGCGAGGAGGAGACCAACGACCAGGACACUGCCCUCAACGGCCAUGUGCACAACUUCAUCAAUGGGAUCAGCGACGAGACCAAUGCAACGGACACAGAGGCCCCGCCUGGGCCCGGUCCAAGGCCCGGAGCCCCGCCACCAAGCAACAUGUUGCCAGCCGCAGCCCCAGCCGCGCCUGAGCCCAUUGUGACAGCCACAUCUGUCCCGGUCAUGGGGGCAGCAGCUGCUGCGCCACAGGCAACGGUGACCUCUACGGCAUCCGGAGUGGUAGUGGCAUCCACAGUGGCAGCCUCAUUGGUCACUCCACCGCCACUGCCGGCCGUAAGCAGCACCAGCAAUGGGGGACUGGGAUUGGGAUCUGGCGGUACUGGUGGCAGCAGCAGCGACCCGUCCUGCUCCUCCGCUUCGGCAAACAACUCGAGCGGAGUGCUGUACGUGCCCCUGAACGGAGUGACCACCACCCAUGCGGCGUACAGCAGCAACCGAGGUGGCAGCCCCACCUGUCCGAUGGGGUCCCACCUGGGCGGCCUGGGACCGGCAGGGAGUCACGGCCACAAGGGCAUCUCGCUGAUGUCGCUGUCCGGGGUACUGCCGAUGCUCAAUGGCUACACGCAUCAUGGAGUCAACAUCUCGCCGCCCUCGCCCCUGUCUGCGGUCCCACCAGCGCCACUGGCGACUCCAAAUCCGACGAUCGCCAUCAGCAGCAGUAUCGGAUCGGUAUCUGGAUCCUCUGGCUCCAGCUAUUUUACCCACAAUGACAUCAAUGAUGCAUCUGAGAUCUCAAGAAUACUGCAGACAUGUCACAAUGGGACCAGCGGCUCUUCCGGCUCCGGUUCGGGAGGAACAGGAGGAGUAGGCAGUGGUAGUGGCAGUGGCAGUGGCAGUUGCCUCAAUGGCAACGGCAGUCCCGAGCCCGAUGUUGGAGACGAUAGCGAAUCCCCGUUGUCCCUGGGGAUUGGCAAUAAUUUUGAUGCACUGAAGCGGCUGGCAGGUGGUGGCGCCGCGAGCAGUCCCCAUUUGUACUGGGGCAGUGGACUUAAUCAUUUCAUUAAUAACAACAACAAUAGCAGCAGCGGAGCAGCAGCUGCCACUGGGAACAGUAGCACCAACAAUCACCGGAAUCACAACAACAACAGCCCUAUGAAAAUGGAGAUCAAGUCAAGUCCAAGCUGCAGCUCCUCGCCGACGCACAACAGCAACAGCAACGGAGAGGUAAGUGCCGCAGCGCUGCUCAUAUUGUCCGAGGAGCAGCGGGAGGCGGCGCGUAAGCACAACAUUGACCUGCGGCUAAAGAUCUUUCGGGAUAUACGGCGGCCGGGACGCGACUACAGCCAGCUUCUGGACAACUUGGGACUGGUGAAGGGCGACCACGACAUGAAGUCCGAUUUCGUGGAGAUGUGCAUUGGGGAGUCGCGCCGGUUCCGGCGGCACCGCAUGGUCGGCAGCAUUCAGGAGUGGUGGGAACAGCGGCAGCAAUCGCAGCCGGCCAUCGAUCAGCAGCUGCAGCAGGAUCAGUCCCAGCCGCCCCAGCAGCAGCAACAACAAGAGGCAGCCGCCGCUACCAAGAGUUAACGUUGGCUCUUUUGGAACUGCUGAGCCCAAGCGGUAUUCGCCUGGGCUUGGGCGUGGUCGAGGGCGUGGCCAUGGCCAUGGGCGAGGCCGUGGGGCGCCAUCAGUCUGUGAUGUCAUCAAAAGCAACAACAACAAGAAAAACAUAAACAAAAACAACAAAAAAGAGAACCGUAUGAUAAAAAUAGGAGAAAGAACAGUAAAAACCAUAGACGUAAACGUUAACUUAACAUUAGCAGUAAUAAAUAACAGUAACAGUAUAAGAGAGAGUAUCAGAGAGGAGAGGUAAACGAUCGGCAUUGAAUUCUCGUCAAUUUCCAUUUAUGUAAAUAAUUGCCAGAGUCCCCUCCCCGCACGUUGUAGGAUUUUCAUCCGGGGAUAUAGUGAACGCGGUUAUACUGGAAAUCUGAAACGCAAAACGUGUACACACGUUCAUAUUGGGCAAUAUCUCUAUUUCGUAAGGACACUCUCUCGAGAUCUUUCUGUGUAAGUCAGAAUGAAGCGAAAGGCGAAAGCAAAGGCGACAGCGAGGUAUAUAUUCUAUAAGAAAACAAUGUUGUAAUUAUAUCGUGACGAUGUAGCCUUAGCCGUAGCUUAAUUACUGUACAACUCUUACAAUGUUUUGCAGUGUUUUUUUUUUUUAUUAUAUAAAUAUUUACAUAUAUACACAUACAUAUAUAUAAUAUAAAGUAAUACCCUGAGCCCAUUCGUACACCUAAGGCCCCCAAAGCAAUUAAUAUAAAUAGACUUAUAUCUCGA